AUGGAGAACCACCCCACAAAAAAUGGCACCCAAUGGACCAGUAUUGCAGCCUGCAGAAAUAAUUUAUUUCUUUUGGAAAAGGACCCCAGACACCCAGUGACAGCUUUGGCCAUCAGCUUGCUCUACGAACAAACACCCGACAAUUUCACACACGGUGCUGGCUGCGUAGAUUGUGCCACUCACGACAACGUCACGAGCGCCCGGAAAAAUAUUCAUUUCACUCAUGCUGAGGUGGAGAAGACACUGGUAGAUGGAAGGAAUCUGAAGUGGGCGAAGGAAAGAAAUGAGUACCUGACACCCGGAGACCCCCAAUACUUCCACGUGUUGAGCACAGCAGUUGGCAAACACGACGAUGUUUUCAAUAAUGCCUCUACACCUCCUCAGUCCAUCCCUGCGGCACGUGCACGCACCCUCUACCUCGACCAUCCAUCCCUUACACGCGCUUUUGACCCACUUCUGCUCACGACAGGAUCUACGAUGAAGAAAUACUGCGAGGAGCUGCCCAAGAUCCUGAUGAACGGUGUUGGCAUGGGGGAAAUGGAGAGGCGGUGUCGCAUGAAAGGAGGAGGACCAGACAUGGACUCGCCCAACACCUCCACUACCUUCGGAACCAUCAAAGAAACGCAAACGGUCUUUUGGCUUGUCAAGCAAGUUGUGCGGUACAAUGGACAAAUGCGACUAGAUGCAGAUAUUCCGCGAAGACAUUAUCGAAGCUCAGUACAUUUCGUGUCCCCUCAAAAAUCAUACCAAACUGAUUUUGGGCCUCAAAUCAGGUACAAGGCAGCACUACCAGACCAAUCUGCCAACUCCCCAGCCACCGAACGACCCGUUGAAACCGCCAACCAUUUUGCGUCCUAUCUAGCAUUUCCCGUCACUUUCCACGGCCUCAGGCUGCAGUAA
Laccaria bicolor S238N-H82 is the source of this 900-nucleotide messenger RNA. RefSeq lists its product as uncharacterized. The transcript has 4 exons. The record is from RefSeq and is a predicted model, not a curated record. NCBI's taxonomy places the organism in Eukaryota, Fungi, Basidiomycota, Agaricomycetes, Agaricales, Hydnangiaceae. Bases 1 to 900 code for a protein of 299 amino acids.